CUCCGGGAGAGCAGGCUUGGACACUGCAUUUCUUCUGCCCGAGCGGGACAUUACUUGCGCACUAGAGUCCAGAUCCCCUCCCACAGCCAGCAUAACUUCUCCUACCCGCACCCGCAGAAGCCCCUGCAGCUGCGGCCGGAGCCAGGGCGUCCUCACCCUGAGUAUCCUGGGGUCCUGCGCUGGGGAGCGCGUUCCACCUCUGCGUCCUCUUUGCACGCCAGGCGCGGACAGAAAGAGCCUGAGCUCGAGUUCUGGGCACUAUGCCCCGCGCCAGGUGCAGAAUGGAGGGCAAGGCGCUGCUGGCCAUCGCUCUGUGGCUCUGCGUGGAGACCCGGGCCACCACUGUGGGUUUGCCUAGUGUUUCCCUUGAUCCACCCAGGCUCAGCAUACAAAAAGACAUACUUACAAUUAUGGCUAACACAACUCUUCAAAUCACUUGCAGGGGACAGAGGGACUUGGACUGGCUUUGGCCCAACAGUCAGAUUGUCUCUGAGGAAAGGGUGGAGGUGACCGAGUGCAGUGAUGACUUCUUCUGUAAGACACUCACAAUUCCAAAAGUGAUCGGAAAUGAUACUGGGACCUACAAGUGCUUCUACCAGGAUACUGACGCGGCCUCGGUCAUCUACGUCUAUGUUCAAGAUUACAGGUCACCAUUUAUUGCUUCUGUUAGUGACCAGCAUGGAGUUGUGUACAUUACUGAAAACAAAAACAAAACUGUGGUGAUUCCCUGUCGUGGGUCCAUUUCAAACCUCAACGUGUCUCUUUGUGCAAGGUAUCCAGAGAAAAGGUUUGUUCCUGAUGGCAACAGAAUUUCCUGGGACAGCAAGAAAGGCUUCACCAUUCCCAGUUACAUGAUCAGCUAUGCUGGCAUGGUCUUCUGUGAAGCAAAAAUAAAUGAUGAAACUUACCAGUCUAUUAUGUACAUAGUUGUGGUUGUAGGGUACAAGAUUUAUGAUGUGGUUCUGAGUCCUCCUCAUGAAGUGGAGCUAUCUGUUGGAGAGAAGCUUGUCUUAAAUUGUACAGCAAGAACUGAGCUAAACGUGGGACUUGAUUUCAACUGGGAAUACCCUUCUUUGAAGCAUCAGCAUAAGAAACUUAUAAACCGAGACCUAAAAACCCAGUCUAUGACUGUGAUGAAGAAAUUUUUGAGCACCUUGACCAUAGAUGGUGUCACCCGGAGUGACCAAGGGCUGUACACCUGUGCAGCAUCCAGUGGGCUGAUGACCAAAAAGAAUAGCACAUUUGUCAGAGUCCAUGCAAAACCCUUUGUUGCUUUUGAUAGUGGCAUGGAAUCUUUGGUGGAAGCCACAGUGGGAGACCGUGUCAGAAUCCCUGUGAAGUACCUCGGUUACCCAGCACCUGAAAUCAAAUGGUAUAAAAAUGGAAGACUCCUUGAGUCCAAUCACACAAUCAAAGUGGGGCAUGCGCUGACGAUUAUGGAAGUGAGUGAAAAAGACACAGGGAAUUACACUAUCAUCCUCACCAAUCCCAUUUCAAAGGAGAAGCAGAGCCACAUGGUGUCUCUGGUUGUGAAUGUCCCACCCCAGAUUGGUGAGAAGUCCCUGAUUUCUCCCGUGGAUUCCUACCAGUACGGCACCACGCAGACACUGACGUGUACGGUCUAUGCUGUUCCUCCCCCGCGUCACAUCAACUGGUAUUGGCAGUUGGAGAGCGAGUGCUCCUACAAGCACAGCCAAGCUGCCUUAAUGACAAACCAAUAUACCUGUAAAGAAUGGAGAAAUGUGGAGGAGUUCCAGGGAGGAAAUAGAAUUGAAGUCAACAAAAACCAAUAUGCCAUAAUUGAAGGAAAAAAUAAAACUGUGAGUACUCUUGUCAUCCAAGCUGCGAAUGUGUCAGCUCUGUACAAAUGUGAAGCCAUCAACAAAGCUGGGAGAGGAGAGAGGGUUAUCUCCUUCCAUGUGACCAAGGGUCUUGAAAUUACUUUGCAACCUGCCAACCAGCCCACCGAGCAGGAAAGCAUGUCUCUGUGGUGCACUGCAGACAGAACCACAUUUGAGAACCUCACGUGGUACAAGCUGCGCCCUCAGGCUAUCCCCAUGGGAGAGCUGCUCACGCCUGUUUGCAAGAACUUGGAUGCUCUUUGGAAACUGAAUGCCACCAUGUUCUCUAAUAGCACAAAUGACGUUUUGAUCAUGGAGUUCCAGAAUGUGUCCUUGCAGGACCAAGGAGAUUAUGUCUGCUCUGCUCAAGACAGGAAGACCAAGAAGAGACAAUGUGUGGUCAGACAACUCAUAGUCCUAGAGCGCAUGGCACCCAUGAUCACAGGAAUCCUUGAGAAUCAGACAACGAGUAUUGGUGAAACCAUCGAAGUGGCCUGCACAGCAUCUGGGAACCCUCCUCCACAGAUAACGUGGUUUAAAGAUAACGAGACCCUCGUGGAAGACUCAGGCAUUGUGUUGAAAGAUGGGAACCGGAACCUGACUAUUCGCAGAGUGAGGAAGGAGGACGAGGGCCUCUACACCUGCCAGGCCUGCAAUGUGCUUGGAUGUACCAAAGGGGAGAUGUUCUUCAUCAUAGAAGGUGCUCAGGAAAAGACCAACUUGGAAGUCAUCAUCUUAGUAGGCACUGCAGUGAUUGCCAUGUUCUUCUGGCUACUUCUUGUCAUCGUUCUACGGACCGUUAAGCGGGCCAAUGGAGGGGAACUGAAGACGGGCUACUUGUCCAUUGUCAUGGAUCCAGAUGAAUUGCCCCUGGACGAACACUGUGAACGCCUGCCAUACGAUGCCAGCAAAUGGGAGUUCCCUAGAGACCGGCUGAAACUAGGUAAACCUCUUGGUCGUGGUGCCUUUGGCCAAGUGAUUGAGGCCGAUGCCUUUGGAAUUGACAAGACAGCAACGUGCAAGACUGUGGCCGUCAAAAUGUUGAAGGAAGGAGCAACACACAGUGAACACCGAGCCCUUAUGUCUGAACUCAAGAUCCUCAUUCAUAUUGGCCACCAUCUCAAUGUGGUCAACCUUCUAGGUGCCUGUACCAAGCCAGGAGGGCCUCUCAUGGUGAUUGUGGAAUUCUGCAAGUUUGGAAACCUGUCAACCUACUUACGAGGCAAGAGAAAUGAAUUUGUUCCCUACAAGACCAAAGGGGCACGGUUCCGUCAAGGGAAAGACUAUGUUGGGGAAAUCUCUGUGGAUCUGAAGCGCCGCUUGGACAGCAUCACCAGUAGCCAGAGCUCAGCCAGCUCUGGGUUUGUUGAGGAGAGGUCCCUCAGUGAUGUGGAGGGAGAAGAAGCUUCUGAAGAUCUGUACAAGGACUUCCUGACCUUGGAGCAUCUCAUCUGCUAUAGCUUCCAAGUGGCUAAGGGUAUGGAGUUCUUGGCAUCACGGAAGUGUAUCCACAGGGACCUGGCAGCACGAAAUAUCCUCUUGUCAGAGAAGAACGUGGUUAAAAUCUGUGACUUUGGCUUGGCCCGGGAUAUUUACAAAGACCCAGAUUAUGUCCGAAAAGGAGAUGCCCGUCUCCCUCUGAAAUGGAUGGCCCCGGAAACAAUUUUUGACAGAGUGUACACAAUUCAGAGUGAUGUGUGGUCUUUUGGUGUCUUGCUCUGGGAAAUAUUUUCCUUAGGUGCUUCUCCAUAUCCGGGGGUAAAGAUUGAUGAAGAAUUUUGUAGGCGAUUGAAAGAAGGGACUAGAAUGAGGGCCCCUGAUUAUACCACACCAGAAAUGUACCAGACCAUGCUUGACUGCUGGCAUGAGGAGCCCAAUCAGAGACCCACGUUUUCAGAGUUGGUGGAACAUUUGGGAAAUCUUCUCCAAGCUAAUGCUCAGCAGGAUGGCAAAGACUACAUUGUUCUUCCAAUAUCAGAGACUCUGAGCAUGGAAGAGGAUUCUGGACUGUCUCUGCCUACCUCACCUGUUUCCUGUAUGGAGGAAGAGGAAGCGUGUGACCCCAAAUUCCAUUAUGACAACACAGCAGGAAUCAGUCAGUAUCUGCAGAACAGUAAGCGAAAGAGCCGGCCAGUAAGUGUAAAAACAUUUGAAGAUAUCCCAUUGGAAGAACCAGAAGUAAAAGUAAUCCCAGAUGACAACCAGACGGACAGUGGUAUGGUUCUUGCAUCAGAAGAGCUGAAAACUUUGGAAGACAGAACCAAAUUAGCUCCAUCUUUUAGUGGAAUGAUGCCCAGCAAGAGCAGGGAGUCGGUGGCAUCUGAAGGCUCAAACCAGACGAGCGGCUAUCAGUCUGGGUACCACUCCGACGACACAGACACCACCGUGUACUCCAGCGAGGAAGCAGAACUUUUAAAGCUGGUGGAGGUUGGAAUGCAAGGUGGCAGCAUAGCCCAGAUGCUCCAGCCUGACUCUGGGACCAUGUUGAGCUGUCCUCCUGUUUAAAAGGAGGUUCCCAUGCUCCCCCACUCCUGUAAAUCACAUGAGAGGUGCUGCUCAGAUUGUCAAGUGUUGUUCUUUCCACUGCCCGGAAGUAGCCACAUUUGAUUUUCAUUUCAGAAAAGGACCUCGGACUGCAGGGCUAGUCCUCUAGGCAUUUCCUGAGAGGUUGCUUGUGACCUAAGAAUGUGUUUGUGUCUUCUCCUGGUAUUGACUGUAUUCUCUUUUUCAUUCAUUUAAAAACAUGUAUAGUGCACCCCACUGUGGGUCUCACCAUGGGUUAGGACAAGAAUGACCCUCCUAAAGAAGUGGCAAUACCUGGGGAGUGGACACAGCUGUAAACUAGAAGAUAAAGCAAGCAGUGUAAGUGCGUUAGGUGUUGAAGAUGGGAAAGAUUUGCAGGGCUGAGUUCAGCUUUGUCGAGCACUUGGGCUGUGAGUCCAUCUUUUCUUAAGUGUGGGGUUUGGAUUGAAGGAAAGGAAGACUCGAGCUUGCUUUGGAGAGAGCGCCGGAGUCUGCGGAUGCUCUGUGUGGGCUCUGGGGAAGUGGCGUGUGGUCCGUUGGGAAAUGUAAAGGCUUCAGACGAGGUUUCUGGUUUUAGAAGGUUGCGUGCACUUCACAGUUGGGCUAAAGGCAAGUUCCUGGUGCUGUUUCCGACUCCUGAUGAGAGUUCCUUCCGGACCCUUACGUGUCUCCUGGCCGAGCCCCAGGAAGGAAAUGAUGCAGCUCUGGCUCCUUGUCUCCCAGGCCGAUCCUUUAUUCAGAGUGCCACAAAGAAGGGACAUUCAGCCUGAGGCUCCCUGUCGUGUUGAAGGAUGCGGACUGUACCAACCAGUUUCUGGCUUCUUCUGGAUGAAUGCCCACAUGUGUCCUGAUGUGAGUGUCCAAGAUUGAAUGCCGUCGGUUCAGUGUCCAGCUGUGGUGGCAAAGCUGCAGGAAGGGUUUUACCCUUUGUUUCCCCAUCCUCACCCCCAGCCCAUCAGUAUUAUAGUUAUUUGGCUUCUCUACACUCCAGAAAACCUGAUUUGGUUUGUUCACUCACUGAAUGAUUAUUAGCCAGAUUUCAAAAUGACCUUAUAGCCAAAGUUAUAACAACUUCUAUUGUAUUAUUUAGACUUUUAACACAUAAAGCUAUUUCUACUGAUUUUUUGCCCUUGUUCUUUCCUUUAAAAAAAAUGUAUUUUUUUUCAUUUGGUACCAUAGUGUGAGAUGCUGGGAACAAUGACUAAAAAACAUGCUAUGGCACAUAUAUUUAUAGUCCGUUACGUAGAACAAAUGUAAUAUAUUAAAACUUUAUAUUAUAUAUAAUGAUCUUUGUACUUUUCACAUUUUGUAUCAGUAUUAUGUAGCAUAACAAAGGAUGUGAUGCUUUCGGCAACUGACAUCAUUUUAUUAAAAAAAAAAUUGAAACUCUUGAAGGAAUCCUUUUCAAGAUCACAUAUGCCACCGUAUCAUUUACCUCAUUGCCAAAAUGAAGGAGGAAUUAGACAUAACGAGGUUGUUUUCUAUAUUUACUUGUUCCUUUAUUCUCCCUAUAAAGAAUAUUUCUGCAAAAUGUUUAUAUACUUUAAAAUCCAAUAAAUGUAUUCAUAGUAAAAAAUAUAAUGGUAUACUCUCCUCACAACCAUUUUGCGGAUGAGCACUUCUGUUUGGAGGCUGAUUGCUUCUUCCUCCCUCUUCUUCCCUCUACAAAGAAUUCAAAGCCACAUUCUCACCAUAUUCUGACAACCUUUGAGAAUGUCAACAUGUGGAGCAAGAGGUAUGUGAUUCGGUGGCCUCCAGUGAGCUCCAUGUCUAGCCGACCUCAAAACUCAGGGGGUGAGAGAUCCUGAGACAGGUAGCCAGAGCUCAGGGAAGCAUGGACCAGGUGUACAGUGUCCAAUAACAUUUUACUCCAUACUUAGAGAGUCAGAACAUCAGGUUCCUUGUUGCCAUUUUGAAUGAUUACCUUUGUCUGAAUUUAGUUAGCACAGUUAUUUAACUAAUCAUUGGCACUAUGAAGAGACUAUAGAUUUUGUAGAUUUAUUUUAAUAUAAGAUUUUGAAGUAUUUAUCUAGUCAAAUAUGCCUCUUACAUUUAAAAAAUGGCUUCAGGCUUUUUAUUUUCAGGAAGUUUUUCUUAAUUCUAAAAAAAAACCCAAAUUCUAAAUUUUCUGGUUUUUUUUCUGCAUUUAAAUACGCUUAGUAUAUAUUUUAUACAUGGAGUGAGAUAGGGUCUAACUUUAUUAAGAUUUUUUUCCAAGCAGAUUGUGAAACAUGGCACCAUUGCUGGGGAAAAUAUCCCUCUUCUCCCUGUGGUUGGAGAAAUGUGUAUGUUGUAAAAUUUUUCACUCCAUAUUACCUCAUGGAGACAUUCUGCACAGCUUGAUGGUGAAGAAGAUGGUUGUGCCUGUGUGUGGUUCCUGGGGACAGCACUUAGCAGAUUGUGCGAUUGACCGGGAUUAGCGGGUUAGGUAGGAUCCUCUGCCAACCUUCGUUAAACCAGGUGUUAGGUGGCCUGAAAAGAGUUCUUCCUCUGUUCCUAUUAUUACAGCCUCUUCCAGCAAAUGAAUGGAAGAAGAGUCGAGGCUCUUCACGACAGAAAAGACCUCAUAUAAAAACACAGGAUUUUCUUCACCUUAGGAAAAAGAAAAGAUUGUGUUUCUCCUAAGUGGCUCCUGGCUUUGUUUCCAAAGUAAGGAAUUUGGAUUCAGCUGAAACUUCACACUUUAUUAAGAAAUGCUUCCUGCACCUUGGACAGAAUGAUUAGGGGAGCGGUUCGGCCUUCUCUCCGCUCACUCUGUUUUCCACGUGUCUUAUUCUUGGCUCUUUUUUCUUUCCUCACUUGCCCCUGUAAUGAAGAAAACUUUGUGGCUUUUUAAAGAGCUUCCUGCAUGGUCUUGCUUUCAAAACUUUAACUGGAGUCAUUUGGUGUGUGUUAGGCAAGGGGACACUCUUUCCUUGGGGCUUCAGCCUCCGUCAUCUCCCUCUUCUCAAUGCCUUCUGUCACCUCAUCCUCCUCUUCUCUUUCUACUGACCUUCUCCUUUGCACCCCACCCUGGCAGCCCUCCUCCUCAGCAUCAAAGGAGAGGGAUGAGUUUGGGAAGGUUCAAGUUUGUUACCCCAGGACCAGAGUUACCCCAUCAUUGCAUAUUCCUUUAUCCUUUUCAAGGACAGGAAAGAAGAAAAGGACAAAAUCUCAAGCCCACAACUUUGCAUUUGCUAACUUAAUCCAAUUAUACUGUAUCUCCUUAGCACAUCUUUCUACCUCUGACUCAGAUAUGCAUCACUGGAUGAUAAAAUGUAGGAAAACCCAGAAAGCUGAAGUCUUUGGUUUGGGGUGGGGGCAAUGCUUUUCCUAUACUGCUUUCCACAUGCUCAUGUCCUUUUCCUCUUAAGGACAGUGGGCAUGUCCAUGCAUUCUUGGGUAGGCAGUGAGCACAGCCCAAAGUGGUUUCUAAUUACUUUUGAUAAAAUUGCAUUUUAAGUGAAUCCUCCAUGUUAAGGUUUAGACAUAAGUAAAAAUCUGUACAGUUUUUUUCAAAAAGUAAUUUUAAAUCGAAUUCUUGGAAAAGAUGCAGAAUGCUCCUAGGUGAUAAAAUUAUUUAUUUUGUUUUUGAUUGGAAUGGAUAGAAGUGGUAGAAUCUGGGAGGAGCACCCCAGGAAGAACUUUAAUAGGUUGGCCUGAAGUUCUGGAGCUAAAGUAGUAGAUACCAACCCAGAAGCAUACCAACCCAGAAGUCUAACUCAGAGAUAAGGGUUCUGAGUCAGGACAACAUAUUCUAAUGAAAACCACUGAUAAGACAAGGAUUACAGUAAACUGUAGUUGACAUCAAGUGAAUGUUAGUGAGAAGACAUCAAAUUGUACCUUAGAUUCUUCUUUAUGACACAUGAUUUUUAUGUAACUUUUUAAUGCUUCUAAAAUAACAUCAAAUUUAGUGGUUUCACUAUUUUUUUGUUUCAGUUUAAAAAUAAAAGGGUGAA
Messenger RNA from Sciurus carolinensis (gray squirrel), 8302 nucleotides. RefSeq names its product kinase insert domain receptor (gene Kdr). The transcript has 30 exons. The record is from RefSeq and is a predicted model, not a curated record. Gene Ontology annotation, biological process: positive regulation of angiogenesis; cell migration; multicellular organism development. The coding region runs from base 261 to 4346 and encodes 1361 amino acids. Gene Ontology annotation, cellular component: membrane; signaling receptor complex. Gene Ontology annotation, molecular function: ATP binding; growth factor binding; vascular endothelial growth factor receptor activity. NCBI's taxonomy places the organism in Eukaryota, Metazoa, Chordata, Mammalia, Rodentia, Sciuridae.